CUCCGGGUGUGGGGCGGGCUGGCGGGCGCUGCGGCGGCCGCGGCGGCUGCUUCCUCGGGCCAUUUUGCAGAGGAGCGACGGGGAGGAGGAGCGGCUGAGGAGACCCACGGCGAGGAGCGGCGAGCCAGAGGAGGCAGCGGCCGCGCGCGUGCCGGGCUUUGCUCGAUCGCGGGGAUCUCAAGGGGCGAGGGGACCGCCGGGGAGGGGGACCCGAGAGCCGCGCCUGCCGCGCGGCGCGCCCCUUCCCGCCCCCUGCACCAUGAGCUGGGGCACCGAGCUCUGGGACCAAUUUGACAACUUAGAAAAACACACACAGUGGGGAAUUGACAUUCUUGAGAAAUACAUCAAAUUUGUAAAGGAAAGGACAGAGAUUGAACUCAGCUAUGCAAAGCAGCUCAGGAACCUCGCAAAGAAAUACCAACCUAAAAAGAACUCGAAGGAGGAAGAAGAAUACAGGUAUACGGCUUGUAAAGCCUUCCUUUCCACCCUGAAUGAAAUGAAUGAUUACGCUGGGCAGCAUGAAGUUAUCUCCGAGAACAUGACCUCGAACAUCACUGUGGAGUUAGCCCGCUACGUCCAGGAGCUGAAGCAGGAGAGGAAAUCGUACUUUCACGACGGGCGGAAGGCACAGCAGCACAUAGAGAUCUGCUGGAAACAACUCGAAUCAAGUAAAAGACGCUUUGAACGUGACUGCAAAGAGGCAGACAGGGCGCAGCAGUACUUCGAGAAGAUGGACGCUGACAUCAAUGUCACCAAAGCAGAUGUGGAAAAGGCGCGACAGCAGGCUCAAGUACGACACCAGAUGGCAGAGGACAGCAAAGCUGAUUACUCAUCCAUCCUCCAGAAGUUCAACCACGAGCAGCACGAGUAUUACUAUACUCACAUCCCCAACAUAUUUCAGAAAAUACAGGAGAUGGAGGAGAGGAGGAUAGUAAGGAUCGGGGAGUCGAUGAAGACGUACGCGGAGGUCGAUCGGCAGGUGAUCCCCAUCAUUGGGAAGUGCUUGGAUGAAAUCGUGAAGGCAGCAGAGUCCAUCGAUCAGAAGAACGAUUCCCAACUGGUAAUAGAAGCUUAUAAGUCCGGGUUUGAGCCUCCCGGGGACAUCGAAUUUGAGGAUUACACCCAGCCGAUGAAACGCACUGUGUCGGAUAACAGCCUCUCGAAUUCCCGAGGAGAAGGCAAACCAGAGCUCAAGUUUGGUGGCAAAUCCAAAGGAAAGCUAUGGCCUUUCAUCAAAAAAAAUAAGCUUAUGUCCCUUUUAACAUCCCCCCAUCAGCCUCCCCCUCCCCCCCCUGCCUCUGCCUCACCCUCUGCUGUUCCCAACGGCCCCCAGUCUCCCAAGCAGCAAAAGGAACCCCUCUCCCAUCGCUUCAACGAGUUCAUGGUCUCCAAACCCAAAAUCCACUGCUUCAGGAGCCUAAAGCGUGGGACUCAGUCUUUCUGUUUUCACAAAGAACUCAUGAAGAGGACGAUAGGGAAACCCACGUAUGCUUUUGAAGCUAGGGACUAUGUUCUUUCUCUCAAGCUGGGUGCGACGCCUGAGGAUUUCAGCAACCUCCCGCCGGAGCAGAGAAGGAAGAAGCUGCAGCAGAAAGUCGAUGAAUUAAAUAAAGAAAUUCAGAAGGAGAUGGAUCAGAGAGAUGCCAUCACAAAAAUGAAAGAUGUUUACCUAAAGAAUCCUCAGAUGGGAGACCCUGCCAGUCUGGAUCACAAAUUAACCGAAGUGAGCCAAAAUAUAGAAAAACUGCGACUAGAAGCCCAGAAAUUUGAGGCCUGGCUGGCGGAGGUGGAGGGCAGGCUGCCGGCCCGCAGCGAGCAGGCCCGCCGGCAGAGUGGAAUGUUCGACGCCCAGAACCCGGCCACGGUCAACAGCUGCGCCCAGGACCGCGAGAGCAGCCCGGAUGGCAGUUACACGGAGGAGCAGAGUCAGGAGGGUGAGGGGAAGGUGCUGGCCACGGACUUCGACGACGAGUUUGACGAGGAAGAGCCCCUGCCCGCCAUCGGGACCUGCAAAGCCCUCUACACAUUCGAAGGUCAGAAUGAAGGGACCAUCUCCGUGGCUGAGGGAGAAACGCUGUACGUGAUCGAGGAAGACAAAGGUGACGGCUGGACACGCAUUCGGAGAAACGAAGACGAAGAGGGUUACGUCCCCACCUCGUACGUCGAAGUCUAUUUGGACAAAAAUGCCAAAGGUGCUAAGACUUAUAUUUAAUACAACUUAAAAAAAAAAAAAAAAACCUGUAAAAAAAAAAAAUUGGAGUUGUCUGUCCCCACAACUAUGACUGUUCCGGGCGGUUCUUCCAAAGCCGGAGGACCCCGGAGUGCGAGCUGCCCCGUGGCCACGUGGUGGGCUGGUGGGCGCUCGGCACCCGAAUUUCCUUGGCCGGUGUUGACUAGAAAACGUUUCACUUGCUCGUGGAAUAGGACACAGAAAGCUGCCAACUGCCAGUUUACAAUUUUGUCAUUUGAACUCAGAUAAACAGUUCUUCCUCUGGCAGUAUCUGUAGGUAUCCAAAAAAAAGAAAAAAGUUGCCUUCUCGCUUCCAAUUGCUAUUUCUGAAUUUUUAAAAGUUCACACACAUCAGCAGGGUGGGUAAGACUCCCGUUCUGUUUCUCUCUCGCAACUGCGGUGAGCGCAACCCCCUUAGGAUGUUACGUUUAAACUUGAGCCACACUGGUUAGUUUGGUCUUACAAUCAUUUGCUUUGGAGGAAGUCAUCAAUAAAACCUCCCCCUCCUCGAGGAAAGAAUAAGACGAGUCCUAAAUUGGUACUAAAUGUGUGUAUUUUUCCUUCAACGUGUUUAAGAUCAUUGGUAGAUGGUCGUGUUUUCCUCUCCCGUCUGCAUGAUCCCAGACAACCAGCUGAAAACUGGAAAAGCUUGGUUAGCGGUUAACCAGUAGACUUGUACACGAGGCCCUGAGCUGCCCGCUGCCCUUGACAGAGACGAUCAGAUGCCCUAGUGCUGUUUUGGUGACUGACCAAAAACCCAGCGUGCUUCUGCCGGAGCUUUCUACACACAGACCUCCCCCUCCCUGGAGGACUGGAGGCUCACUGCUUUUGCAGACGUGUUUUGGGUCGGUUGGUUUGUUUUUUUAAUCCUUGGCAUCUUUAAGACCCAAAAUAUGAAUUUACUGAAAAAUCAUUUUAGAAUUGCUUGCUCGUUUUAUUUUACAUAAUGAACCAUAACCAGACUAAAAUAUUUCACCGUCUUGAAAGGGAUCUGGGUGGGAUUUGCAUUUUUUUAAAUCGGCAGCAGCGUAGGUAGUAAAAUCGACCACAGGUGUGCCCCGCCCCAGCUGUGCGCCCAUUUUGAGAAUUUACCAUGCGGUCCUAGAGAACCAGCUAGCUAUGAAGGGCUCACGACCGAGAGGUCAGGUUCUGAUUUUAUUUGGCUUUGAGAAUUACUUAUUUUUGUCCUUCCUACUUUUAAAUAGGAAAUUAGCUCCUUGCUUUUACACUGUGAGCUCCUUUUAUAAGCGCAAAUCGAUUUAAAGUUGAUUCUACAAAAAAAAAAAAAAAAAAAGCGGAUUUUAAAAACAACAGCAGGGGUCCCGCUGUUACCGGUUCUUGUGGAUUCUGUCAGAAAGUUUUCCUCAUUUCCCCAGGACCACCAGAAUGGAACUUCAUGAACGUUCAUGACAGCCUGAUUUUUAAUACACGGUCUGUUGUUAAAUACUGAUUGGUUGCCAGGAAGUUGCAAAGACCGUACAGAGCCGUCCCGUGUACCCUGCGGCAGGUGGCCCCCAGUGGUGGCUUCUGAGGGACCUGCAGUACAAAGGCCCAAAGCGGGAAACGGACAUUGGUCAGCCCGCUUUUUUAAAAUAUCAUUUUGUGAUUCUGGUUUCUUUUGCCUUGUUCUGCCUUUACUGACAUAUUAUCGAUAAAGCCAUUCACCCCGGACCCCAGGCCCCUCAAGAAAAUUUGUUUCUGUUCCCCUUUGUGAGUAUUUGCCACAAGGAGCUCGGCUGACCCUGCUGAGGCCGCGGGGUUCCUCCUCUUCAUGAGCUGGAGGAGGUGACAGCGCUGGGCAUGGACCCAGGCGAACAGGGGACCUCAGCUUUUAAAACCAGAGCGUUCUGUCUAAUGAUGGGACCCGGUGCCAGCCCGUGAACUGCUACAGGAAGUGAACCAAACACUGACAAAGUCUUAAAAUGGCCAAGAGGACCAGAGCCUUUGGAAGCCUCCCUUGGAAAGUAUUGCAUUCCAUGACGUUGUUGUGGGUUUAUUUAUUUAGGUGUUUUGUUUUUUUUUUUCUUAACAGUUGUGCAAAUUUGAUUCAGAAAACGGCUCAGUUGGUUUGUAGGGCCAGGGGUGGGGGUGGGGUGUUGAUUUGGGGCGCAUAAUUGAAUACUUGUGAUGUUAAGUUGUGUGCCCCAGGCCCUUAGCACAGGCAGCUGCGGACGAGGGAUGGAACAGUGCCUCGGUGCCAGCCGGUCAACACACCAAGUAUUAGAAGUCCUGAAACUACUCCCAAAGAAUCAGAAUUCCCAUUUCUGCCCAGAAUAUGCUUGGGUAUUUUUCAACCCCCUCCCACCACCCCUGGUUAUCUGCUAAAAUGAAAGAAGCCAAGUCUCGGCUUGUGGGUAAAGUUUUCUCCUUUUAUUUUAGAGACGCAUUUCGAGGUUCCUUGUAUAGGCAUAGAAGCCUGUCUUCCCCACGGGUUUCUAAGCUUGCGGGCACCCCCAAGAACGCUGCCUCCCACCAGACCCCUCCCAGCCCGAGGGGCUGCUGCUUCCUCAUGCCCAGAACUCAAAGCACUUGUGUGUGUGUGAGUGUGUGUGUGUUGUCUACAAUGUGACUAUUUAAUAAUUGCCAAAAUAUUUAGACUAGAGGAACGUCCAGUGGUCAGUUGGAUCGCGACUCUCUUCUUUGAUGGUUCAGUUUGGUUUUUUAAGUUGCUUUCUGUUAAAUAUGUCCGAAAUCCCCCCGCCCGCCCGCCCCCCAUAUAUUUGUAUAUACUGCCGUUUAAAAACUAAAAGGAUGACUUGAAUUCCUUGUUUUAACGUUUGACUCUCUUGUCUGUUUGUUUUAUUGGUGAUUCUGCUGCCUAAUGACCGUUUUUGUUUUGUAACCGCUGGGGAGGCCGGAAGGACUAGGUCCCCCGCCGGCUGCUCAGCCUUGACUUUAUUGUAGACACUUGUGUUCUGAGUAAGUUUUGCUCCACCGCGGCCAACAUGGUUGUCUCUCUCUCUCCUCACCCUGAAAGAAACGAAUCUGUCUGGCUCCUCCUGGUUGUACCCUCGGUAUCUGCCUCUCUAAUAAACGUAUUUUUCUCA
Mustela lutreola (European mink) is the source of this 5277-nucleotide messenger RNA. It is a transcript of the gene FNBP1, whose product is annotated as formin binding protein 1. Gene Ontology annotation, biological process: signal transduction; endocytosis. The transcript has 17 exons. Gene Ontology annotation, molecular function: protein binding. NCBI's taxonomy places the organism in Eukaryota, Metazoa, Chordata, Mammalia, Carnivora, Mustelidae. The coding region runs from base 260 to 2212 and encodes 650 amino acids. The record is from RefSeq and is a predicted model, not a curated record.